Molecule: messenger RNA, 333 nt
Organism: Pieris macdunnoughi
Lineage: Eukaryota; Metazoa; Arthropoda; Insecta; Lepidoptera; Pieridae
Source: the annotation of a GenBank genome assembly
AUGCGCAUGGCGGCGCGGUCGCGGACGUUUGCGGAGGCAAACAAACUGUGUGAAAGAGUGCCAAGACGAGCGUCUUACUCCCACACUUUCAAAGAUCCAGAGGAUGCAGUACAACUUCCAUGUAGGGUGUUGAUUGUGCAAGUUGCCAGGGAGGUCACAGUCGCGACUGGUGGUGCUGAUAAGCGGGGAGGGGAGGCGCUCGGGCUCUCGGCACGUGACGUCGAAGCCGUCCGAGCAAAACCGAACAGAAACCUACCACCUGCUAAGCAAACUACUUUUACACUGCUUUGUGAAGACAUUUUGGAAACUGUCUUGGAAUGCGAAAUAUUAUGA